AUGUCUUUGCCGCAGAGGCCAGGCAAGGCCUCCCCUCGGCGGGAGGAGGCCCGGGCAUUUCGCGAACCCUCGCGACGUCGACGUCGAGAUGGGGAUUCGGGCACGUAUAGCGACGAUCCCAACGCCUCUCCCUCACACCGACGCCAUCGCCGACACUCGAGUCACCGACGGGGAGCAGAAACCGACGAAGAGCGCAUGGAGCGGGGUGGGGAUGUGCGACGCAAAAAGAGUAUGGUCAAGCCAGAGCGCCGGAAAGCAGACCCCGAUCAUCCCAAUUACCAUUAUCGCCAGCGAUCACACCACAUGACGACUUUCCCGUCGGCGACAGGAAAUGACCCCUUAUUAGACCACCAAGAGGGCGAGGCCGAGACGAACAGUUCGCGCAGCGUCGAUGUGAAGAAGGAGGGAUUGUACGGUGCCAGUGGGAAUGUCAACAAACCCAUGGAACGGGCUCCCAGCAGACAUCGGUCGAAGAAAAAGAAGCGAUCGAGGCGGUCAUCCAAGGGCGCCGUGGAGGAGAGGAAGCGUUUGAAGGAGAUUGAACAGAGCGGGCCCCCUGAGUUGUGGCCGACAUAUUGCGCAGUGCUGACGUUCUUCAUUCCGGACUUCGUUCUGAAGUGCUUUGGUAUGCCCCAGAAGGAGCAACGGACGGCUUGGCGAGAGAAGAUCGGCCUGAUCAGCAUCAUUCUAAUGAUCGCGGCAUUUGUCGGUUUCCUGACCUUCGGCUUUACGGCUACUGUGUGUGGCUCGCCAGCGGUACGACUGAAAGUCAAUGAGGUGAAUUCCAACUACAUGAUUUUCCAUGGCAAGGCCUAUGACUUGACUGGAUCAAAGCAUGGCGCUGCUGAAGGUAUCCCCGCUGAUACGAAUGUGCUCUACGACUUACCCCACAAGUAUGGCGGGCAGGAUGGCAGCUUCUUCUUCCAGCAGGUCAAUGGUGCUUGCAAAGGCUUGAUUACGGCCCAACCAGAUGGUGGUGUUCCCACAAACUCUGACGGAGACCUUGGGUGGUAUUUCCCCUGCGCACCGUUCAAUCAAGAUGGGUCGUCUUCACCAAAUCUGACGAUCGACUACUACCUGGGCUGGGCUUGUCACACCAGCAAGUCCGCUCGUGAACCAUUUUACACCCUGUCAAGUGACGGAGACGUCUACUACACUUGGGAAGACACUAAGAACAAGAGCCGAAACCUUGCGAUCUAUUCUGGCAAUGUUCUCGAUCUCGAUCUUCUGGCUUGGUUUAACGAAAGUCAGGUAUCAUAUCCCAAACAAUUUGACGAGCUUCGCACGAAUUCUGCGGUUCGGGGUGUCGACCUGACUUACUACUUGCAAAGCGGAGAGGAGAAGAAGAUUGGCAAGUGCUUGGCACAGAUUAUCAAAGUGGGCAGCAUUGACACUGAUACUGUCGGUUGUAUCGCGUCCAAGGUCGUACUCUAUGUGUCUUUGAUCUUUAUUCUGUCUAUUGUCGUCGUCAAGUUCGCCUUUGCCCUGCUCUUCGAGUGGUUCCUGGCACCCAGAUUUGCCGCCCAGAGCACGAGUAUGAGCUCAGAUGCCAGAACUCGUAACCAGCAGAUCGAAGAUUGGUCCAACGACAUCUAUCGACCAGCUCCCCGAAUCGCUGAUCCCAUUGUCCCCGAUCGAGCCAGCAAACGCGCCACUUUCUUGCCUACCACUUCCCGCUUCUCAAGUCCUUACAACGUGAGCAGCAGCGGUGGUAGCAAACAGAGACCGCACUACGUCACAAUGGCUAGUCAGAAUUCGACCUCCCGUCUCAUGCCUAGUUCCAACCCUGGCACUAUGUACAAGUUGAGUCACAACGGAAGUGGUUCCUUGAGCGCUGAUAACUCGCGGAACAAUGCUGCUGCGAGCCGGACCAGCUUGGUUCCUCCUGGUCAGCAGGACCCUGGUUACUCUACGUUGAUGACUGAUUAUGAGGGUCCUGGUCCUGCGGGUUUCAUUCAUGAAGCUGUCGUUCCCCAGCCGCCGGCUGAAUGGCAACCAUUUGGUUAUCCAUUGGCACACAGUUUGUGUCUGGUUACCUGCUAUUCAGAAGGCCAAGAAGGUAUUCGAUCAACACUGGACUCUAUUGCUAUGACCGACUACCCGAACAGCCACAAGACAAUUCUUGUCAUCUGUGACGGUAUCAUUAAGGGUAAAGGAGAAGAGUUUUCAACACCGGACAUUGUGCUUGGCAUGCUGAAAGACCCUGUUGUCCCCAUUGACGAAGUCCAACCCUACUCUUAUGUGGCUGUGGCCACCGGCUCCAAGCGACACAACAUGGCCAAGGUUUACACAGGUUUCUAUUCUUACGGCGACGACUCCGUCAUUCCCUUGGAGAAGCAGCAGCGCGUUCCUAUGAUGGUUGUCGUCAAGUGCGGUACUCCCCAAGAAUCGACCCAAUCGAAGCCCGGUAAUCGAGGCAAGCGAGACAGUCAGAUUGUCCUGAUGUCCUUCUUGCAGAAGGUCAUGUUCGAUGAGCGGAUGACGGAACUUGAAUUUGAAAUGUUUAACGGCAUGUGGAAUGUGACAGGCAUCCCACCAGACUUCUACGAAGUGGUUCUCAUGGUUGAUGCCGAUACAAAGGUCUUCCCGGAUAGUUUGACACACAUGGUAUCGGCUAUGGUCAAGGACCCUGAAAUUAUGGGUCUCUGUGGAGAAACCAAGAUCGCCAACAAGACAGACAGCUGGGUGACCAUGAUUCAAGUGUUCGAAUACUUCAUCUCUCAUCACCAAGCCAAGGCCUUCGAGUCCAUCUUUGGUGGUGUCACUUGUCUUCCAGGUUGUUUCACCAUGUACCGCAUCAAAGCACCCAAGGGUGGGCAGAACUACUGGGUGCCUAUUCUGGCAAACCCAGAUAUUGUUGAGCACUACUCUGAGAAUGUAGUCGAUACCCUGCACAAGAAGAACCUGCUGCUCCUCGGUGAAGAUCGUUACUUGACUACCCUCAUGUUGAAGACCUUCCCCAAGCGCAAGCAGAUCUUCGUCCCACAAGCCGUGUGCAAGACCGUUGUCCCUGACGCAUUCAUGGUCCUGCUUUCGCAGCGUCGUCGCUGGAUCAACAGUACCGUGCACAACCUCUUCGAGCUUGUCCUUGUCCGCGACUUGUGUGGUACUUUCUGUUUCAGCAUGCAAUUUGUCAUCUUCAUCGAGCUUGUCGGAACCUUGGUACUGCCCGCGGCCAUCUCCUUCACCAUCUACGUUGUCAUUUCCUCUAUUGUCAGACGACCUGUCCAGGUCAUUCCUCUGGUCCUGCUCGCCCUCAUCCUGGGUCUGCCGGGAGUCCUGAUCGUUGUCACCGCCCACCGUCUCGUCUACGUCCUGUGGAUGCUGAUCUACCUCCUGUCUCUCCCCAUCUGGAAUUUCGUUCUCCCGACCUAUGCAUUCUGGAAAUUCGAUGACUUCAGCUGGGGUGAUACUCGCAAGACGGCGGGCGAAAAGGACAAGGGCCACGAGGACGGCGAGGGCGAGUUUGACAGCACGAAGAUUACGAUGAAGCGCUGGCGCGAUUUCGAAAAAAGGUGA
Penicillium nucicola is the source of this 3519-nucleotide messenger RNA. It is a transcript of the gene chsF, whose product is annotated as chitin synthase CHS3. The transcript has a single exon. Bases 1 to 3519 code for a protein of 1172 amino acids. NCBI's taxonomy places the organism in Eukaryota, Fungi, Ascomycota, Eurotiomycetes, Eurotiales, Aspergillaceae. The record is from RefSeq and is a predicted model, not a curated record. Gene Ontology annotation, cellular component: cell periphery; cell septum. Gene Ontology annotation, molecular function: chitin synthase activity.